Messenger RNA from Bombina bombina (fire-bellied toad), 699 nucleotides. RefSeq names its product parathyroid hormone like hormone (gene PTHLH). Gene Ontology annotation, molecular function: hormone activity; peptide hormone receptor binding. The record is from RefSeq and is a predicted model, not a curated record. The transcript is spliced from 3 exons. The coding region runs from base 5 to 514 and encodes 169 amino acids. Gene Ontology annotation, biological process: adenylate cyclase-activating G protein-coupled receptor signaling pathway; osteoblast development; regulation of chondrocyte differentiation. Gene Ontology annotation, cellular component: extracellular region. Lineage: Eukaryota; Metazoa; Chordata; Amphibia; Anura; Bombinatoridae.
CAGGAUGUUUCGGACGCUCUUCCCACAUUGCAGUUUGGCUGUCUUCAUCCUUAGUUGUUCCCUGCCAGUUCAUGGAAGACCAACACAAGGGCUCAACGGCAGAGUGCGAAGAGCAGUGUCUGAGCACCAGCUACUCCAUGACAAAGGUCGCUCUCUACAGGAGCUUAGGCGCAGAAUAUUUUUGCAGAACCUAAUCGAGGGAGUGAACACAGCAGAAAUACGUGCAUUGCCUGAUGAGACUUUGCGUCCUGCUCCAAGCACCAAAAACUUCAAUAGCUUAAGACUGGUAGGGGAGGAGGAAGGUGUGGCAACUCACUUAACACAGGAAACACACAAACCUAUUAAUUACAAGGAGCCCCCUCCUAAGAUACCUGGCAAAAAGAAGAAGGGAAAGCCAGGAAAACGUAAGGAGCAGGACAGGAGGAAAAGGAGAGAACGUUCAGCACUGGAAAGUCUGCAAGAUCCCCCUGGAUCAGACCUGUGGUUGGAGGAAAUAAAUUUCAGAACACAGUGAGAAUUAGACUGGAGCUUCCCUUUAUUUUGAAGUAAAAAUAAAAAGAUUGGAAAAAAAGGAAAUACAAAGCCGGACGUGUGGCAGAGAAUAUUCUGGUUCCACUCAUAUGAGCUGUAUUUAUUAUAUGUAAAUAUUUGAUGGUCAGAGUCCGCCCAUGUGCGCUGUCCCCUCCUCUGUCUGUAAAA